UUGUGGAGAAGUGCGUCAGACCCAUUCAACAUGCGCCUCUCGUUCGUAUUACUCCUCACCGUCCUAGGAUGUCUACUGUUCAUCAAGGAGGGCAGUGGUUCAUCCUCAUCAACAGAACCGACCACCACCACCACUACCACUGACUCGUCCUCCACCACAACCACCACCGCCGCCUCGACCACCACGACGACCACCGCCUCCUCGUCCUCUUCCUCUUCCUCGGCGGCUGCCAAGCGGCGCAGGCGUGCCCGCCGCCGUCGUCUGGCUAGGGAGCGCCAGCGUCGGGAGCGCAGGAGGCAGCGCCAAACUGAGAGGCUGCGCCUGCAACUGCAGAACCAGCGUCGCCUGAUCAAACGGCUGCGUGGAUAAAAAUCGCCUGGGAAACCCUUUUCGAAAACCAGAAAGGAAUUUAGCUUCGUCAAGCCGAAGUUUGUAUAGCCUGGAAGUUAUAAGAAAUACUAAAUGUUAGUAACAACAUGUUAAAUUUUAAAGGAUUGUUGCUAGCUUCAAUAAUAUCAAAAAAUAAUUUUGGGUUUUAUUAUUAUAUUAUUAAAUUAAAUUCGUAAUUAUGAAAAGAUAAAA
Molecule: messenger RNA, 582 nt
Organism: Drosophila biarmipes
Lineage: Eukaryota; Metazoa; Arthropoda; Insecta; Diptera; Drosophilidae
Product: protein new-glue 3-like
Exons: 1
Coding region: 31-369 (112 amino acids)
Source: RefSeq, a predicted model, not a curated record